UUCUUCGGACGCGACGGCGAACUUGAAUAAGGGACCGUAUGCGUCCCAGCUGAUCUGCCGCAAAUCUAAGAUUUGGUCCAGAAAUAUACCAUCCCGUAAUUCCGAAAACUUGUCGUAUCGAGAAAAACGAGGAUCAGUCUUCUUCCUGCAGAGUCCUAGGCCUACCAUGAGCAAGGAUUCCCAAAUGAGGGCUGCAAUUAACCAAAAGUUGAUAGAAAUGGGGGAACGGGAGCGAUUGAAAGAAUUGCUGCGGGCGAAGCUUGUGGAGUGUGGAUGGAAAGAUCAGCUGAAAGCACACUGCAAAGACGUGAUAAGAGAAAAGGGCCUUGAGCACGUGACGGUGGAGGACCUCGUCACAGAAGUCACACCAAAAGGCAGAGCGCUGGUCCCCGACAGUGUGAAGAAGGAGCUGCUCCAGAGGAUCCGGGCCUUCCUCGCUCAGCACGCCACCUUGUGAAACGCACGCCAUUUAGUUUUCCUGGACCACAGGUGUUGAUACUCGUACCGUGUCGUGAGAAGUGUUAUUAUGAUUUAGUUUUUUUACAUCCUGCAUUUUGAUAUUAAUUUUUGUUUGUUCGCUGGUGUUGUUCUUGUUGAAAUAAAAC
This is a messenger RNA of Gadus chalcogrammus (walleye pollock), 605 nucleotides long. RefSeq names its product transcription and mRNA export factor ENY2-2-like. Gene Ontology annotation, molecular function: transcription coactivator activity; chromatin binding. NCBI's taxonomy places the organism in Eukaryota, Metazoa, Chordata, Actinopteri, Gadiformes, Gadidae. Gene Ontology annotation, biological process: poly(A)+ mRNA export from nucleus; regulation of transcription by RNA polymerase II; positive regulation of DNA-templated transcription. The coding region runs from base 167 to 457 and encodes 96 amino acids. The record is from RefSeq and is a predicted model, not a curated record. Gene Ontology annotation, cellular component: DUBm complex; nuclear pore; SAGA complex. The transcript has 4 exons.